Messenger RNA from Penicillium cinerascens, 867 nucleotides. Its product is annotated as putative formin binding protein. Gene Ontology annotation, cellular component: precatalytic spliceosome. Gene Ontology annotation, biological process: mRNA splicing, via spliceosome. The record is from RefSeq and is a predicted model, not a curated record. Bases 1 to 867 code for a protein of 288 amino acids. The transcript has 2 exons. NCBI's taxonomy places the organism in Eukaryota, Fungi, Ascomycota, Eurotiomycetes, Eurotiales, Aspergillaceae. Gene Ontology annotation, molecular function: RNA binding; zinc ion binding.
AUGGCCGAAUACUGGAAAUCAGCGCCACGCCAUUGGUGCAAACAAUGCAAGAUCUUCAUCCGCGACACACCUUUCGAAAGGACCCAACACGAGGCGAGCGGAAAACACCAGUCCAGUCUGAAGCGCUUCCUCCGCGACAUACACGAGAAUAAUGAGACCCAGCAAAGAGAGACCCAGCGAGCGAAAAGCGAGGUCGAGCGAUUGCGCCAGGCCGUUGGAGGCGGGUCUUCCGCGUCCGGCGCCCAAGUGCCUAAACGCGCCGCGGCGCCGGCGCCCAAGCAGGCCGACCGUCCCGUCAGUGUAGAGGAAAGAAAGAAGCAGAUUGCGCAGCUGGCUGAAAUGGGCGUUGCGGUCCCUGAGGAGUAUCGGAGGGAUAUGGCCUUGGCUGGUGAGUGGCAGACGCUCUCGGAAACCAAGAUCGACCCGGAUGGACUGGAGGGUGCUGCCAAGUCUAUUGGUGUGCGCAAGCGCAAACACGAGGGAGAUGAAGAGGAAGACGAGCAUGCUCCCGAGCCCAUCGUGAGGCAAGGGUGGGGAUCCAGAAUGAAGACAUAUCCCGGAACACAGGAGGAGGACGAGGAUUUGGAUGCUCUUCUUGCGUCUACCAAAGACCUGAAGAAGACCAAAACAGCUACGCCUGCGAUCACAAAAGAGGAACCCGAGCGGCAGAAACAGGAGCCUGCCUCUGUUGUGAAAACAGAGGAUGAAGCCCCCGACUUGAAGACUGCGGGGGCAGAUGAGGCACCUCAAAUCAAAACGGAAGAACCCGGGGAGAUUUCUACACCCGCAGCUGAUGAGAAACUGCCAGCGGAGGAAGCAGCUGGACCUGUUUUCAAGAAGCGCAAGCCCAAAGUCAUGAGGAAAUAG